Messenger RNA from Ricinus communis (castor bean), 1902 nucleotides. RefSeq names its product G2/mitotic-specific cyclin C13-1. The transcript is spliced from 8 exons. Bases 362 to 1558 code for a protein of 398 amino acids. The record is from RefSeq and is a predicted model, not a curated record. Gene Ontology annotation, molecular function: cyclin-dependent protein serine/threonine kinase regulator activity. Gene Ontology annotation, cellular component: cytoplasm; cyclin-dependent protein kinase holoenzyme complex; nucleus. Gene Ontology annotation, biological process: mitotic cell cycle phase transition; regulation of cyclin-dependent protein serine/threonine kinase activity. NCBI's taxonomy places the organism in Eukaryota, Viridiplantae, Streptophyta, Magnoliopsida, Malpighiales, Euphorbiaceae.
ACUAUAAUUCCAUUAGUUGAUUAUUAUAUAAAUUUAAACAGUUUAUACAUUUAAUUACAGAAACAAAGGGUAGAAAAAAUGUUCAAAAAAGUAACCAUAGCCAAAAUUUAGGCACAUAAAACAAGCAAUCAAAUUAUACAAAUCCAAAAAAACACAAAAGAAUGGAAAGAAACUGUCGAAUUGCUUAAAUCCACCAGUGGCGGUAACAAAACAUUUUCGAAAUAAUUGAAGUGGCGGCAUCAGCAUCUUCUUCUUCUUCUUCUUCUCUCUCGAGUCUAUAUGUGUGUGUGUAUAUAUAUAUCCAUUUUUUGCAACUUAAAAACUUAUAAUUUCUAUUUCCAAACUGUUGAUUUUGGAUCCAAUGGGUAACGAGAAUGAUACUCGCGUGCAUUCCACUCGCUCAUCAUCGUCAUCAACAUCGGCAUCAAAGAAACGCGUCUCCAAUGCUACUCACUCUCAACAACUCACUAAAAAGCGAGUCCCUUUAGGCGAAAUCACUAACACAGUCACCGAGUCCACUCAGAACUCGGACUUGGACUCAACCCAGAAGCAAGUUCUUCAUUUAAAGGAGAAAGCUGAACAAGAUUCAGAGAAUUGGUCGAUUGCUGAAUCAACCCAGAUUUCUGAUGUUGAAAUUAGUACUAAAAACACGAAAUGUGAAGUGAAGAUCAAGAAUCAAUGGGACUUAGAGAGCUCAUUGAGUAGUGGGUCUAAUCAGGGUUUGGAUUUAAAGAAGUGUUCUUUUUCUUCUUCUAUAUAUGGGUAUCUUCAUUCUCUGGAGAUGGAAGAGAACAGAAGAUGCUUGUCGAAUUACAUGACUAAGGUGCAGACUGAUAUUUCAGUGAAAAUGAGAGAAAUUUUAGUGGAUUGGUUGGUGGAGGUUGCUGAAGAAUACAAGCUUGUCUCCGACACCCUUUAUCUCACAGUAUCAUAUAUAGACAGAUUCCUUUCUUCACGAGCUCUGGGCAGGAACAAGCUACAGCUUCUCGGCGUUUCUUGCAUGCUUAUUGCCUCGAAGUAUGAAGAGAUUAGUCCUCCACAUGUUGAAGAUUUUUGCUAUAUAACAGAUAACACUUACAGCAAGGAAGAGGUAGUCGAUAUGGAGAAAGAUGUACUUAAAUUCUUGAACUAUGAAAUGAGUACUCCUACAGCAAAAAAUUUUCUAAGGAUAUUAACAAAAGCUGCUCAGGAAUAUUGCAAAUCUCCUGAUUUGCAAUUUGAGUUCUUGAGUUGUUAUCUUGCGGAGCUAAGUUUGUUAGAUUAUCAGUGUGUCCUCUUCUUACCAUCAGUGAUUGCAGCAUCAGCUGUUUUUCUUUCAAGAUUCACAAUCCACCCAAAAAUGCAUCCUUGGAAUGCUUCAUUGCAACGAUGUUCUGGUUACAGACCAUCUGACUUGAAAGAAUGUGUGCUUACCAUUCAUGACCUGCAAGUAAAAAGAAAAGGAAGUGCUCUGUUAGCAAUAAGAGAUAAAUAUGCACAGCAUAAGUUCAAAUGUGUGGCGACAUUGUCCUCUCCUUCAGAAAUUCCUGUUCAUUAUUUUGAGACCAGUGAUGAGUAAUGAUUCACAAGAUUCUUGAAGAGGUUUAUCUCAAAGUCUGUUAUAUCAUUCGUUUCUUCCAAGGGGUCUAACAGUUCAAUGCUGCAUCAACUUCUGGUUGAUUGCAGGUUGGUUUGAAGUUGGGUGCUUGAAGACUUCAUCAUGGUUAUAAUGAAGUACCAUGGCAGCCGUUGCUGACUAGCACUUGUAGGUUUUUAAAAUUGUUGAGUUUUCUCUGCAUACCUUUAGCAGAUCAUGAAAAUAUCAUUGCUUUAGGCACGUCUAUGUUAUUAUGCUGAUUCUGGCUUUGUAUGUCCUGAACGAAGAAAAUUUGUAUUCUUCUAUCAAAUAAACAUUUUUUGAAA